GGUAUAUUUCGUGAACACGAAACUGAGUCCACGUUGCAAGACUAGUCCUACGGCUAAAUCAACAUUGCCUGCCAAGCUUCGGCUGGAGCACCUGUAAAGAGCCGGUUUGGUUUCACGCACUUCCUGCUGACUUCGCUUCGCAGAUGCACCUACCCGCCCCAGGACAAGCGCUCAAUAUAUUCGCAGCACUACUAUGAGCAGCUAAGACAUGGAGUGGAACUUGCUACAGCACCCAUAAUGACAGGCUGAAUGGCACGCAAGCGUCCGUACGUCCGCGAACCCAAUCGACAGGUUUUGUGUUUGUCACAACAUUGUCCGUCGGCCUCUGCGAAGUACGUGCUUAGUAUGGAGAGUGGGCGAACAAUGCGAAGGUUCUCUGGUGCACCAUCUGUGGAGACUGGCUACAUGCUGGCCCGGCAUGGUAGAUCCUUGGACAGCUCGUUUAUUGCAGGUCUGGAGCUGGUCUCAGCUCUCCAGCACAAGAACGUGCGCAAGACUACUAUACGCACGACGGCACACUAUGUCCGCCACGCUGACCUUGUGACUAUGUCACACUCAGGCUCUAUACCAGUACUGUAGGCUGAAUAUCACGGUCGAAGGGGGAUUGACCACUGGUCGCAAUCGAG
This is a messenger RNA of Baudoinia panamericana UAMH 10762, 626 nucleotides long. RefSeq lists its product as uncharacterized. The record is from RefSeq and is a predicted model, not a curated record. The coding region runs from base 250 to 579 and encodes 109 amino acids. The transcript has a single exon. Lineage: Eukaryota; Fungi; Ascomycota; Dothideomycetes; Mycosphaerellales; Teratosphaeriaceae.